Messenger RNA from Magnusiomyces paraingens, 1173 nucleotides. RefSeq lists its product as uncharacterized. Gene Ontology annotation, cellular component: cytosol. NCBI's taxonomy places the organism in Eukaryota, Fungi, Ascomycota, Dipodascomycetes, Dipodascales, Dipodascaceae. Gene Ontology annotation, molecular function: glyoxylate reductase (NADPH) activity; hydroxypyruvate reductase [NAD(P)H] activity; NAD binding. Bases 1 to 1173 code for a protein of 390 amino acids. The record is from RefSeq and is a predicted model, not a curated record. The transcript has 3 exons.
AUGAAUAAUAUUCAAUCCCCCCUAACAGUCAAACCAAAAGUGCUCAUCUUUAACGACUACUACGCAGAUACUAAAGAAUUUGCCGUCUUCUCACAAACAUUCAAAUGUGUGCACUACAAGUUCUCGACUCGCGAUGCUUUCAUCAAAGACAUGCAGUCUGUCCAUAGCGACACAGUUGCCUUUCUGUGUAUGUUCUGUGGCCUCGACCCCAUUGGCAGCUUGACCGCAGACCUCGUCCCCCAUCUACCCCAGUCUCUCCGAAUCAUUGUUUCCAGCUCUGUAGGUUAUGACCAUUUCGACACGCGCGCGCUGGCCGCUCGCUCACCCCCAAUUCUUUUCUGCAACACCCCAGGCACAGGUGCCGCUGCACCUGUCGCAGACCAUGCCCUCCUCUUAACUCUUUCCCUCUACCGUCAACAACCAGCGUUUGAGCGUGUCCUCGCACUCUCUGGUGAUAUGGCUGCCGCGCGUGCGCUCCUCACUUCUGGAAGACCCUGGGAUGCUUCAGCUGGCCGUCCCCUGCUUGCUGAUCUCAAAUACCGCGACGACUCGAAACAUCAUAUUUUGGAAGUCUCUGCUUCUUUUGGUGACCGUGUAGGUGACCGACCCGUCGAGGAGCCGCGCGGCCAUACCGUUGCUGUACUUGGAUUUGGCCCUAUUGGCCGCGCAAUUGGCGCCCGUUUGAGUGCAAUCGGCAUGCAUGUAUGCUAUUACUCCCGGAACCCAGCUCCAGCCAGUGUCACAGAAAAGUUGGGAUACCACGCCAAACACUACUCGCGUCUUGCUGACAUUCUUCCUCGUGCACAGUUGGUCGUCGCAGCUCUCCCACUCACCCCACAAACCCGCCACCUGCUCAACGAUGAUACUCUGGCUCUGUUACCUCAGGGCGCGCGUGUCAUCAACGUGGGUCGUGGCGCAACUGUAGACUCGGCUGCCUUGCUGCGGGCCCUACGCUCUGGUCGUAUUCACGGAGCCGGGCUCGACGUGAUUGAGGGUGAACCCCAGAUUGAGCCAGGACUAUUGGACCGCUGGGAUGUUAUCAUAACCCCUCACAUUGGCUCAUCUACCCGCCAAAAUGCCAUCCAAGCGCAGGGCGUGUGCAUGACAAACAUUACAGCCUUUUUUGAAAAUAGAAUCGACAGUGUCAAAGCUGUCAACAAAGAAUUUUUUUAA